Molecule: messenger RNA, 1998 nt
Organism: Talaromyces rugulosus
Lineage: Eukaryota; Fungi; Ascomycota; Eurotiomycetes; Eurotiales; Trichocomaceae
Exons: 1
Coding region: 1-1998 (665 amino acids)
Biological process (GO): DNA-templated transcription; positive regulation of transcription by RNA polymerase II
Molecular function (GO): zinc ion binding; DNA-binding transcription factor activity, RNA polymerase II-specific; DNA binding
Source: RefSeq, a predicted model, not a curated record
AUGUCAGACGAUGUGCCACCAGCCAAGAGGCAGAGGGUCGGCCGCGCCUGUGACCCAUGUCGCAAGCGCAAGUCCAAGUGUGAUGGGAACCGGCCAUGCUGCCUUAUGUGCCAGUCGGCUGGUAGAAUCUGUCUCUAUGAUGAUGCCAUUCGACGACGUGGGCUUCAGAGUGGAUAUGUCCGUGGCUUGGAAGCACUACUUGGACUCAUGCUGCAGCGUCUUCCCAAGACCGAGACUCAGCUAGAAAAGUUGCUGCGAAAACAGGAUAUCAAGGAUCAGCUUGCGCAAAAUAAAAAUGCAGAAAAGAGUGCCCGAGUUUGGUACAGGUCGGCUAUAUCCAAGAAAAUCAAUGCAUUGCUAGAGCCAUGUCAGACUGAGGGCGAACCCGGAAGUCCCAUGUCAGAAGACGAAUCGCCAGCUCUGGAUUCACUCCAGAUUGAAGAGGGUGACGACCAUCACGAUGAAAUAAAUUUAGGCGCAGAAUCGUCUGUCCAUAUACAACAUAAUGGGGCUAUGACUUGCAGCACAACCGAAUCUGUGGAGAAAAAUACACCCAGACUGGACGACGCGUCCUGGGACAUCUUCCAGCAGCCUUUUCCAUCGAAUACGGUCGAACUGGUUGAAGAAUACUUUACGUAUACACAUUCCUGGUUUCCAAUCCUAGAGAGACGCCGAAUCAUGCGAGCCAUGCAUAAUCAUGACCCGCCGUUAGAGAGGAAUCGCAGAUUAAUCGACAUAGGAUAUCAAAUGACCCUAUGGGCCAUUGCUGCCUACACAAGUAUAGGCCAAUCGCCGCGAUCUCAGGCUAGUGGAAUAUUAGAUUCGCGGCGUAUUGAAGCGUGCAUAAGAGCACGCGCCGCACUAGAUUCCCAAAUCUUCACCCUCGGCCAUAUCCAAGCAAUUCUUAUUCUCGUAUUGCUCCACCUCAAACUUACUCACUUACGAACUGCGUGGAUUCUUAUUUCUCAGGCCACAAGAAUGGUGGUUAUGAUUGAUAAUAAUCAGAGAACAGAAAGGUAUACGCACGUUUUUCAUGGGUGUGUCAUACUCGAUAAUUUCAUCUCAGCCCUGCUUGGAACAUCGCCAUGCCUCUCGGCACAUGAGCAAACUAGUCAUGGAUUAAUUGAAGAUCAUGAUGAAGGAUUAGAGGAGUGGGAUCUCUGGAAUCCUUCAUCGCAUGACCCCCUGUUUCCUAGGCAUAUCGUCCCUGGAAGCCCUCUGAGGGCUCUCAGUACAUUCAACCUUUCUUUCCAGUUAAUGUGCCGUGUUUCAAAUAUAUAUGGUGGCACAUGCAAUGAGCAACAUUUGCAAUUAACCUUUGAGGAAUUACAGACAUGGCGGUCGCAGCUACCCUCCCACUGCCAAUGGACUGGAUCCCUGGAUUCUAUGAAACCUCCUUUGCUGACUCUCCAUCUAUCCUGGAAUUUCAUCAUGGCCACAGCUUUGUCGAGGAUGACCUCUCCCAGUCCGUCACUAGAAGGUUUAUGUGAGAAAAUAGUCAUUUCCACGCUCGAUAUGUCUCAGAAAUUUAUCGAAUUGACCGGAAUAAAUAGAGCACCCCCAUUGAUAAUAGGUUGUGUCAUACAAGCUAGGAGGUUGCUCAGUCAUGUUGCAUCAGCGAACUGUGAGUCGACAUCUACGUUGGAUCAGCAUCUCAGUGAAGUCCUUGAGAAUUUUCGUCGGCAAUGGGAAGCCAACGAAGCCCAUGAGACCGAAUAUCAGGAAUUCAUUAUACCUCAAAUCGACCUCAGAGAUAUCCAUGGGCAAAAUCCAAUGCUUCACGAUUCAACGGAUUCUUCUUUAAUAGCGACUAUUACCAAUUACUUCAACACAGAUGGAGAGCCUUUCAACGCGGCUACUGAGCCCUCGGAAAAAUCGCAUGUUUUCUCGGACCCUACUGUUCCAGCUACGACAAGUAGCCAUACUGAUCAAGCGAUGGAAAAUGGAUUUGACGAUUUAUGCGAGCAAAUGGCAGCUUCGAUCCCAGCAGCAAGGUAA